AUGCAAGCCGCGCCGCAGGACGAUGGCCGCGAGCACGAGAAGCCGUGCCUCAGCGAGUCCCGCGCGGCGGAGCUGGUGGAGCGCCUCUACGGGGUGAGCGUGGCGGGGGUGAGCCCGCUGGCGAGCUACGUCGACCAGAACUACCGUGUGCUGGCGCGCGACGGUCGCCAGUUCGUGCUCAAGGUCACCAACACGCGGGACAGCCAGCGGCCGCAGAUGCUCGAGGUGCAGAUGGCCAUGAUGAGUUUCCUGUGGGAGAGGGGCUUCCCCAUGCAGGAGGUGGUGGACAACGUCAGCGGGAAGAUCAUGUCGCUCGAGAACAUCGACUGCGGCGAAGGAGAGAAGGAGUUCAACGUGCGGCUGCUCACGUACCUGCCCGGCGUGCCGCUGUCCAGGGUGCUGGCGGAUGGCAGCCUGUACUACCAGGUGGGCAAGCUGGCAGCGAGCAUCCACCAAGCCCUGCAGCAGUUUGAGCACCCGUUCCUGCACUCCCUGCAACGAGACGAUUUCAUCUGGAACCUGUCAAACACCCACCUGCUCGAGUCCUACCUCUUCACUCUGGACGGCGACCCCAACCAGGGUCUGGUCAGGGAGGUCAUCGCCAAGUUCCGCGAGGAGAUCCAACCCAACCUGCACAAGUUUACCAGAUGCAUAAUCCACGGUGACUUCAAUGACGACAACAUCCUGGUGCAGGAGGUGGCCGCGGGAAGCGAGCAGCAGCAGCAGCAGCAGCAGGGGCCCAAGUCGGCGGAGGGAGCGCCGCGGCACCGCAUCUCCGGCGUUGUGGACCUCAACUCGAUGAUGUUCGGCUACCACGUGUACGACCUGGCCAUGGCCAUCAUGUACAUGAUGGUGGAGAGCGGAGAGGCGAUGGAGGCCGGGGGUCACGUCCUGGCCGGCUACGAGAGCGUGCAGGCCCUCACCGAGGACGAGAGGAGGGCCGUUUACUUCCUGGUGGCGUGCAGGUUCUGCCAGUCGCUGGUCAUGGCCCGCUACACGAUCCUGCGAUACCCGCAGAACGCCUACUACCUGCUGAUAACGGCGCGCACCGGCUGGGUGAAGCUACGCGAGCUCUGGACGAGGGGCCUGGAGGACAUGCAGAGGCUGUGGUCCGAUGUUGCGGCACGGUGCGGCGCUCAGGGGCGGAACAGCCUCGCGAGGCUCGACCGCCUCUGCAUCAGCCCGGACGGGGCCAACCUGCUCGGCGAGAGACGCUUGCCGGGAGGCAACGCAGGGACCAUCCUCCCUCGUUUCACCUUUCUCGUCGACGCGGCUUUUCUUGAGACCUCGCUCGCCUGCGACAAGCGGACACAUCGGAGACGCCACGACAACACCGCCAUCGUCAACGGCCGCAAAGACGCGGGGACGCAAACGCAGAGGCGCUCGUAA
Messenger RNA from Petromyzon marinus (sea lamprey), 1389 nucleotides. Lineage: Eukaryota; Metazoa; Chordata; Hyperoartia; Petromyzontiformes; Petromyzontidae. The record is from RefSeq and is a predicted model, not a curated record.